This is a messenger RNA of Papaver somniferum (opium poppy), 2186 nucleotides long. Its product is annotated as integrin-linked protein kinase 1-like. Gene Ontology annotation, molecular function: ATP binding; protein binding; protein kinase activity. The coding region runs from base 335 to 1747 and encodes 470 amino acids. Lineage: Eukaryota; Viridiplantae; Streptophyta; Magnoliopsida; Ranunculales; Papaveraceae. Gene Ontology annotation, biological process: protein phosphorylation. The transcript is spliced from 13 exons. The record is from RefSeq and is a predicted model, not a curated record.
GAUUAUUUUUGUUACCUUUUCGGUUUUGUUUGUUCUCUGAAUCUUCACCGAAAGAGACACCAACAAGUGUGUCUAGUUUUCUUCUCAGUUGUUUCAGUUUCUUCAGUUGUUGUUUUUCUUCUUCAUCCAAUUUUUCUCAGAAUUGUUUCAGACUACUCUCAACUGAACUCCACUUCUCGGAUCUCAGUAAUACCCGAAAUUCUCGUUACAGAUGUCAAUUAAACCAAACAAAUCUUAACUAAAACUAACAACUUAGUAUCUUAUAUUAUAUUCUUAGUAAUUCUUCCACAACUCCCUUUUGUCAAUUAGGGUUAUGUAGUAUUUAGUUUUGGUAAUGGAAGGAAAGUUAAAGACGAAAUUUCUUACGAGAAAACAGUCAUCAAAAGCACCAGAUAAAGAAUAUGAAGAAGAAGAAGAUAAUGUAUCAGUUGGAAAUGGGAUUAAUGAUUUAGGAGAGGAAGAAGAACCUGAAACUAUUGAUCCUACUGUUAAACUCAUGUAUUUAACUAAUGAAGGUGAUCUUGAAGGAAUUCACCAGUUAUUAGAUUCAGGGAUUAAUGUUAAUUUUAGGGAUACUGAUGGAAGAACAGCUCUUCAUAUUGCUGCUUGUCAAGGUUGUAAUGAUGUUGUUCAACUAUUGAUUCAAAAGGGUGCACAAAUUGAUCCUAAAGAUCGAUGGGGUAGUACGCCUCUUGCAGAUGCAAUACACUACAAAAACCACGAGGUGAUCAAGCUUUUAGAGAAACAUGGCGCGAAGUCUAUGAUGGUUCCAAUGCAUGUUCAAAAUUUACAAGAGAUCCCAGAAUAUGAGAUCGGUCCCGACGAGCUUGAUUUUAGUAACAGUGUGGAAAUAACCAAGGGCACGUUCCGUACUGCAUCAUGGCGUGGAAUUGAAGUUGCAGUGAAAAAGAUUGGGGAAGAUUUGAUCACUGAUGAGGAUAAAGUAAGGGCUUUUAUUGAUGAACUUGCGUUGCUGCAAAAGAUGCGACAUCCAAACGUUGUCCAGUUUUUGGGUGCCGUAACCCAAAGUACUCCAAUGAUGAUUGUCACCGAAUAUCUACCUAAGGGUGAUCUGCGUGCCUUUCUCAAAAGAAAAGGAGCACUAAAGCCAGUACUGGCAGUGAGAUUUGCACUUGAUAUUGCAAGGGGAAUGAACUAUUUGCAUGAAAACAAACCUGAAGCAAUAGUCCACCGUGAUCUGGAGCCUUCAAAUAUACUGCGGGAUGAUUCCGGGCAUCUGAAAGUUGCGGAUUUUGGAGUAAGCAAGCUGUUGAAAGUUGCGAAAACCGUUAAACAAGAUAAAUUCAUAUUCUCUCCAGAAACUUCAUGUCGUUAUGUGGCACCAGAGGUAUUUCGAAAUGAAGAGUAUGAUCUAAAAGUAGAUGUAUUUUCAUUUGCUUUAAUUCUCCAAGAGAUGAUAGAAGGGCGCCCACCUUUUUUCACAAAACAGGAGGAAGAAGUUCCUAAAGCAUAUGCUGAAAAAGAACGCCCACCUUUCGGUGCUCCAGAAAGGCUUUACUCACAUGGAUUAAGAGAGUUGAUAGAGAAAUGCUGGAGUGAGAACCCAGCAGAUAGACCGACAUUCAGAGAAAUUAUUAGAAGGCUAGAUGGUAUCGAUUAUCUUUUUAUGCAGAAGAGGCGUUGGAAGAUUAAUAUAUUUAAAUGCUUCGAGGGUUUUGAGGCCCUGUGGAGGAAAAAUCAUGCUUGCCCAAGCAAUCGAUCGUCUCGGUUUUCCACCAGACAAUGAAGCAGUGCAGGUCUUCUUGUUUUCUUAUACAGGCCUCUUUGAAUUACACAGAGAGAUGUCAAUUGAUAUAAAGCUUUAGUUUGAAUGAUUUAAGGGGGGCGUUCAGGAUACAAGUCUGAAUGAACUUCCAACUCAUGGUUGAUGCGAGGCAUCCUUCACAUGGGCAUGAGUAGCACACAAUGAACGAAACAGCUACGAGGUUGUAUUGGUUAUUUUGUACGCUUAAAUCAAUGGCCGUCAUAAUUAUUUGAGUAACCAUCAGAUUGGUGCUGUUCUUUUGCAGCAUGAUAUUCUGAAACCCCAUGUUUGUGUUUCUGAAACAUUAAUUAUUUUCAUUAUUUUUCCAUGAAUGAAGUCUCUAAGCACAAACUAUCGGAAUGUUUAGUGUUUGUAUCCGUGUUUUCGCGGGAAGUUUUUGAAUGAAACCUGUUUUGAGGCA